CUGAAAAUCCCCACUUUUUUCUCUGCGAUCUUCGUUCAAUACCGUCCUUCACCGUCUCUUCCGUUGCCAUUUCCCAGUUUGCUUCAAACAUCAGAAACGCAUCUCCAACUCGCGAUCUUUACUAACAUCAUUUCAUCACGAAAUGCUUCGAUUUUUGCCUCUUUUUUUCUCCCUCUCUUCAUAAAUUAUGCUGCUUUUGCGUGUUUUGGCACGCCGUCGCGUUAUGUGUUAGAUCACUCGACGGCGAGUGGGAAAUUAUUUUCUGAUAGUGAAUCUGGGAAAGGUGAUUUGUCGGGGUAGAGUUCGUUCUGAGAUCCCAUGGCUAGGACCAGAUCGUCUACAAGCAAAUGGAGGUACUGUCAUCCAUCGUACUACCUGAAGAGACCGAAACGUUUGGCUUUUCUUCUCGUGGCAUUUGCUUGUGCUAGUUUACUAAUCUGGGACCGACAGACUCUGCUCAAAGAACAUGAGGAGGAGCUUGCGAAGUUAAAUGCAGAGGUGCUACGACUGAAAAGUCUGGUAGAAGAAUCUAACUAUAAGACAGGGAAUGGUAAUGUCAGAGCUAGUGAAGAGUCCAAGGAGGAGGAGGUUGAUGAUCCUAUUGAUGCUGAGCGGAGAGAGAAAGUCAAAGAAGCAAUGAUUCAUGCCUGGAGUUCCUAUGAGAAGUAUGCUUGGGGACAAGACGAACUGCAGCCACAAUCAAAAAAUGGUAUCAAUAGCUUUGGUGGUCUUGGAGCAACGCUAAUAGACGCUCUUGAUACAUUGUAUAUCAUGGGUCUUGAUGAGCAAUUCCAAAGAGCUAAAGAGUGGGUUGCGAGCUCAUUGGAUUUCAACAAGGAUUAUGAUGCUAGUGUUUUUGAGACAACCAUAAGAGUUGUAGGUGGACUUCUCAGUUCAUAUGAUCUCUCCGGUGACAAGAUUUUUCUUGACAAGGCUAGGGAUUUAGCAGAUAGGUUGCUUCCAGCAUGGAAUACCCCUUCAGGCAUCCCUUAUAACUUCAUAAAUUUGGCUAAUGGAAGACCUCAUAAUCCUACAUGGACUGGGGGUUCCAGUAUCCUUGCAGAUGCUGGUACUGAGCAGCUAGAGUUCAUUUCGCUAUCACAAAGGACGGGAGAUCCAAAGUAUCAGGAGAAGGUUGAGAAUGUUAUAUUACAGCUCAAUAAAAGUUUCCCCGAUGAUGGGUUGCUUCCCAUAUACAUUAAUCCAAAUGACGGAAAAGCAUCACAUGCAACCAUAACUUUUGGUGCCAUGGGUGACAGCUUUUAUGAAUACUUGCUCAAGGUAUGGAUACAGGGAAACAAAACUUCAGAUGUUAAGCUUUACAGGGAAAUGUGGGAGAAGUCAAUGAAAGGCCUUUCAACCUUGAUUAAAAGAACAACGCCAUCAUCCUUCACUUAUAUUUGUGAGAAGAAUGGAGGUGCCCUCAAUGACAAGAUGGAUGAACUGGCCUGCUUUGCUCCAGGAAUGAUAGCUUUGGGAUCUUCUGGUUAUGAUCCUGAAGAUUCUAAGAAGUAUUUAACACUUGCAGAAGAGCUUGCCUGGACGUGUUAUAAUUUCUACCAGUCCACCCCUACAAAGUUGGCUGGGGAGAAUUACUUCUUCUACUCCGGGGAGGAUAUGAGUGUUGGUACAUCUUGGAAUAUCUUGAGACCGGAGACGGUAGAAUCACUCUUUUACCUUUGGCGCCUAACUGGCAACAAGACAUACAAAGAGUGGGGUUGGAAUAUAUUUCAAGCAUUUGAAAAGAAUUCCCGGAUUGAAUCAGGUUAUGUCGGGCUGAAAGACGUGAACACAGGUGUGAAGGACAAUAUGAUGCAGAGUUUCUUCCUUGCAGAGACUUUGAAAUAUCUCUAUCUUCUCUUUGCACCACCUUCAGUCAUCCCUCUAGAUGAAUGGGUGUUCAACACAGAAGCUCACCCUCUACGAAUUAUGAGCCGAAACAAUGGAGGAGAUUUUGAAAGACCAGACAAGAAACACAAGCCAUUGAUAAAGUUGCGUGGCAGGAAGGAAGGUCGGUCCGAUUGAACACGCUGUUUUAUUGCAUUCUAAUUCUUGGUAGAGUUGAUUUUUAUAUAUAGAUGAAAACCUCAAGCAAUCUAUAUUAUAUAGUUAAUGAUAAUGAGAUCAGAGGGGCAGCUGUUGCUUCUGGGAAUAAUGCAGCUCCAACAUGCUUAGACAGAAUUUAUUUGUAUGAUAUUGUUAUACUCCUUAGAUAAAUAUUGAUAAGGGUUUUGCAUUUUUGGGCUCCAAAGAUAUUUGGUUUGUUUAUCUUGAUUCAACACCUCAUCCAUUAGGGAGGGGAUGAUAUGAGAUUUUUGCAAAUUUGAAGAAAAUGUUAGCUCUUUCUUCUUCU
This is a messenger RNA of Momordica charantia (bitter melon), 2353 nucleotides long. RefSeq names its product alpha-mannosidase 1 (gene MNS1). Gene Ontology annotation, molecular function: mannosyl-oligosaccharide 1,2-alpha-mannosidase activity; calcium ion binding. The record is from RefSeq and is a predicted model, not a curated record. NCBI's taxonomy places the organism in Eukaryota, Viridiplantae, Streptophyta, Magnoliopsida, Cucurbitales, Cucurbitaceae. Gene Ontology annotation, biological process: mannose trimming involved in glycoprotein ERAD pathway; carbohydrate metabolic process. Gene Ontology annotation, cellular component: Golgi membrane; endoplasmic reticulum.